Messenger RNA from Spirometra erinaceieuropaei, 573 nucleotides. Lineage: Eukaryota; Metazoa; Platyhelminthes; Cestoda; Diphyllobothriidea; Diphyllobothriidae. The record is from the annotation of a GenBank genome assembly.
AUGGCGAGACCCCAAGGUACGGCAUUGGCCCGAUUCUAUGGCCUCCCUAAGUUGCACAAAGACGGCGCUCCUCUCCGAUCCAUCGUUUCACUCAAAGGGCCUCCACCGUACGGACUGGCUAAGUGGCUGUUCCGGCGUCUCAAGUUCCUGACCGCUGAGUCAGACACCACGGUCUCUUCGUCAGCACAAUUCCUGGAGAAACUCAAAGGGGUAAGCCUCCAUCCAAAUGACCUCAUAGUAUCUUCUGAUGUUACAUCCAUUUUUACUUCUAUUCCCCAGGACCUGGCGAUCGAGACAAUCGAACUGCUACUACAAAGCAAAUACGAUGAAACGGAGAACCGUUUUGGACACGCCCAAGUUCUUCAGCUCCUGAAGCUUAGUCUCAGGACAUACUUCACGUUCGACGGGACAAUCUACGAACAGGUGAAGAGCACACCAAUGGGUUCGCCGAUUUCGGGAUUCAUCGCCGAGGCGGUCCUACAACGGUUAGAGUCACAGAUCUUUCAACACCACAGACCGAAGUUCUGGGCCGGGUAUGUGGAUGAUACCUUCGUCGUCAUCGAUCGGGAUUAG